Messenger RNA from Oryza sativa Japonica Group (Japanese rice), 4096 nucleotides. The record is from RefSeq and is a predicted model, not a curated record. NCBI's taxonomy places the organism in Eukaryota, Viridiplantae, Streptophyta, Magnoliopsida, Poales, Poaceae.
AGUGAUCGAGAAUGGAGAUCGUGACGGGAGCGAUUAGCACCCUCCUGCCCAAGCUGGGAGAGCUGCUGAGGGAGGAGUACUGUAGACCCCCGAUUUUGGAAAUCGGAAAUCCUCUGUGUUUAUCCGUACCAAUCCCUGGAUCAGUAGUUGGUUGUCAGGGAUUUUCAGGAUGUUACAAGUACCAGCUGCAGAAGAGCGUCAGGGGCGAGAUCAUGUUCCUCAAAGCUGAGUUGGAGAGCAUGGAGGCAGCGCUGCUUGAUGUCUCUGAGGCACCAAUUGAUCAGCCGCCUAAUAAUCAAGUCAAGCUUUGGGCGAGGAACGUCAGGGAGCUGUCCUACAACAUCGAGGACAGCAUUGACAAGUUCAUGGUGCGCAUUGACACCCAUGCCGCACCUCACAAGCUGCAUAGCUUCAGGGACUUCAUUGAUAGAAGCCUAGACCUGCUGACAAAGGCCAAGAUCCGCCAUUCCAUCGGCACCGAUAUCAAAGACAUCAAAAGCCGUAUUAAGGAGAUUAGUGAGCGUCGUGAUAGAUACAAGGUUGACAAUGUUGUUACCGUACCAUUUAGUCCAACUGUUGAUAGCCUUCGCCUAUCAGCUUUGUACAAGAAGAUGACAGAACUCGUUGGCAUCGAAGAGAAGAGCGACGAGCUAGUCAAGAUGCUAAUGGAGGGGGACAAGCAAGAACUGAAGAUAGUCUCUAUUGUAGGAUUUGGUGGAUUAGGCAAGACAACACUAGCUAAAGUAGUGUAUGAAAAGCUUAAAGUACAAUUCGCUUGUGGGUUCUUUGUUACCAUGUCACUUAACCCCAACAUGGAGAAGAUUUUCAGCAACAUGCUCUGUCAACUAGACAAGGAAAAAUACAGUCACGUGACCAAAGCAUCAUGGGGUGAAGCACAACUUAUCAACGAAAUACGGGAAUUCCUUCAAAACAAGAGGUAUUUUAUUGUUAUUGAUGACAUAUGGAGUAAUGUUGUGUGGGAAACAAUCAAAUAUACUUUCCUUGGAAAUGAAUGUGGAAGUAAAAUAAUUACAACAACUCAGAUUCUUGAUGUUGCCAAAGAAGUUGGAGGUGUUUACCAACUAAAACCUCUUUCUCCUGCUGUUUCAAGAAAGUUGUUUUACCAAAAAAUAUUUGGUGCUGAAGGCAGAUGUCCUGUUCAAUUAGCUGUAGUGUCUGAAGGCAUUUUAAAGAAAUGUGGUGGUGUACCAUUAGCUAUCAUUACAAUAGCUAGUCUACUGGCCAGUAAAAACGAUAGGGAUAAUAUAUUAGAGUACUGGUCCAAGGUGUACCAUUCUAUUGGUUCUGGGCUAGAAGAUAAUCUUCAUGUGAAUAAUAUGAGAAAGAUAUUGUCUGUCAGUUACUAUAAUUUACCACCACAUUUGAGGGCUUGUUUAUUGUACCUAAGCUGUUAUCCGGAGGAUACUAACAUUGGCAACAAAGAUGUGAUAUGGAAAUGGAUAUGUGAAGGUUUUGUGCGUGCUGAACACAUGAAGACUUUGCAUGUUGUUGGAAUGGAGUAUUUAAAUGAGCUCUGGAACAAAAGCUUGAUACAGCCAAUAUCUAAUUGUGAUAACAUGCCAUGGGAUUAUUGUCUACAUGAUAUGGUGCUUGACCUCAUCACCUUCUUGUCGAACGAAGAGCAAUUUAUGACAUCAUUAGGUGAUCAGCAGCCAAUGCUAGUACCUCACAAGAUCCGCCGACUAUCCCUCCAAUCUAUCAAACAAGAGUACUUCAAGCUAAUUUCAAAUGCGGACCUAUCCCAUGUGAGAUCACUGAUUGUGUCCAAGCAAGCAUUCAGUCUGUUACCAAACCUUUCGAGCUUUCCGGUGUUACGUGUGUUGGAUUUAAGUGGUUGUGAUCAAGUGGAUAAUCGUCAUUGUAGGGAUAUUUGCAAUACGCUUCACUUGAGGUAUUUGAAUCUACAUAGGACAUCUAUAUCUGAGAUUCCAGAAGAGAUUGGUAAUUUACAGUUCUUGCUGGUAUUGGACAUAACUAAAACUAGACUAAGGGAAGUGCCAUCAACCUUUGUGCAAUUACAACAAUUGGUGGACCUGUGUGUUGGCCCUGGGAUGAGAUUACCGGAUGAUUUUGGGAACUUGAAAACUCUACAAAGUAUAUGGCCACAUAUCUAUGUCAUGUCUCCAACCAUGCUGCGCAAUAUGGGUGGUCUGACCAAGCUGAGGCAUUUGUCAAUACGAUUUCAUGAAUGGGACGAGAGCUACCAGAAAUCUUUUGAGUUGUGCCUAUCCAACCUGGUCAAUCUCAGAUCAAUAACCGUACGUGUAUAUGAGGGAGUCAUGGAUUCCAAAUGUGAGAAUUUAUCACCGGGACCACAACAGCUUGAAGACAUCGACAUGAACAGGAGUGUGGCCAAUUCAGUACCAAUCUGGAUGUCCUCAUUGUCCUUCCUCUCAUCCCUAGACAUCAAGUUGAAAACAUUGGGGCAUAAGGACCUCCAAAUCCUUGGGAACAUGCCAUCUCUUAGUGAUCUUACCUUAUGGGUGAAUGAGCCCACGCAAGACAGACAUGAAAGGUUGGUCAUCGACAAUUGUUAUCCAUUCCACUGUCUAACAUUUCUUAAACUGAUGGCUAACAACAUGGAGGUGGCGUUUGCACAAGGACCCAUGCAAAAGCUCCAAAAACUACGCUUUGGAUUUGGAGUGCGGAAAACAGUGGAUCAGUUUGGUAAUUUCGACUUUGGACUGGAGAAGAUCUCAGUUGAGCAUUUAGAUGUUUGCGUCAAUUAUUCCGACGCCAACAGAUGGGAGGUGAACGCUGCGGAAGCUGCAAUCCGGGAAGCGGUCAACAUGAAUCCCAACAACCCCACACUCAAGUUAACAACGGUAACUCACACUAAUUCACCAUUCCCUUUUGAGCAAUGACAUGCAUGUAGGAGUAUUUGUUUAGCUAAUUAUUUGCUUGCUUGCUUGCUUGUUUGUUCUUUAUCCAGCUUUUCGUUCUGUUGUGAACUUUGUGAUGAUGCAUCUGACGGUGCGAUUAUCAAAACCGUCUUAUCCCAACUCCCAAGCACAUAACUCCCUCCCAUUCCACGAAACUGAGCAUGUCGCCGGCUCACCACUGAUCAAAGUCCACAGCGGCUGCCGUCGAGUUGACAGUGUGCCGGAUCUGGAUAAUAUAUGCUGCUGACAAGUGACAACAGCAGAGUAGUGCUUGUCAUGGCCACAGCCGUGAAACAUCAAGCAACAUCCCCCACACAGUGCCCACCACUCAAGUUGUCGAGGUGGCAGCGGCCCCAGCCGUCGCAGAUUGAACCAUUCAUACCUAGGUUUGAUAUUAUUGCUCCUCUUAUUUGUCUCGGAUCAAAUUCUUGAAUGCCACUGCUAAAUGGUUUCCUGCUUGUAUACUCGAUGAUUUGGUUUACUUGAUGUUAUCUGAAUAUCUAGAUCUGUGCAAUUUAUACUUCAGUGAGUUGAUUCUGAUCAAUCUUUGCACCUUGGGGCUGCCAAUGAUGCUCUAGAAUGAAUGUUAAUUUAGUUAGUUCAUACUUCAUAUCUGGUUCAUCGACUUAAUUUCACAAAAUAUUGCAGUGGCAAUACAAGUGGCUAGAACAAGGUUUUGAUAAGCAAAUUUCCCUGAACGUUUCGCUGAUGUGGAUGACAAACUUAAGCCUGGGGUGCAGAAAGUGGAGUGCAGCUUUGCAAGAACUGAUGUCAGUCAUAGAGUCUGAACCUGUGUAGAGCUAUAGAUCUUGGAGCUGGCACUAAGCCUCUGACCAGUUGGGUGGGAAAGAUAGUGAUGCUAACUUAAGGUGGUGACAAUCCAAAUCUUUCUUGCCAAGCACAAUUAGAGCCGCAUGAGGUUCAAGAAAUUCUCCAAAACCUAAUACCUCGCCCAAAAACGGCGGAUCAGAGGGAACUCCUAUACCAGAGAACUCAUAUAUCCACUGCAAAUGCAUACCAACUCCUAAUGUACCAUGGAUCACUCUGGAAAGUGGAAACCAGCUGAUUAUAUCUGGCUCCAAGUAAUUCCCAGCAAUUGCAAAAUGUUCCUUUGGUUGGCUUUCAAGGAUAAAUUAAACACUAAAGGAAACAUGGUAAAGAAGAAGAACUGGGACAACAACCCUCACUGCGAU